GCCGCCGCCUCCUCCCUUUCUCUCGGUCUGUCUCUCCCGGCCCGGAAUCCAGCCGGCCGCCCCGCCGGAGCGGCCAGGCCGCCGCCCGCCAGCGCCGCGCGCCCCGCUGGGGUCCGCCCGGGCGCGUCCGGAGCUCGCGGUCGCCGCGCAGGACAGAAUACAGAGGCCAAGAGUGCUGAGUGACCUGUGUAACCAUGACAGGCCGAGCCGGGAUCUGAACAAAGGCAGGCACACAGGGACCUCUUCAACCCAUCCAACUAGAGCAUCCUGCACAUUGGUCAAUCUCUCUUCAUCCCCUCUUUUCUCUUUCCUCUUCAACCUCUGUUCCAGGGACACUGGCUUCAUGGAGUGAAUUGGAGAACUGGCCUUAACUAUCCCUAAGUAUCUGGCCCGAUCCAUCACUGAAGCCUCCCCGUCAUCUGGCUGAGGUCAAGAGAGUUCACCAGCGAAGCUGUCUGGGCCUGGGCCUUUUUAAGGGAAGUUUUAAAAUGACUAACUCAAGGCCUGGAGAGAUGAAUCAGUGGUUAGUGACGCUUGCUACUCUUGCGGAGGAACUGGAUUUGGUUUACGAUCCCCUCAUUGGGAGUCUGUCACCUCCUGUGACUUUAGCUCCAGAGUCUCUGCAGAUGCAGAUGCAGAUGUUGAGACCCAGAGAAGGGGAGCUGCUCGCCUAGGGAUACGUAGCAGGAGAGGAGGAGCAGGGCCUUUAAGCCAAGACCCGGACACUACGGCUGGUGUCUGUGCCAAGCCCCCAGACUGCUCCCCUGAUCCACUGGGGUAGCCCUGCUACCUACCAGAUCUCUCCUCUACCUGGGGGAUUUCUGUCGCCCCCAGCCAGGACCAUGGGCAGCAACAAGAGCAAGCCCAAGGACGCCAGCCAGAGGCGCCGCAGCCUGGAGCCCGCGGAGAACGUGCAUGGGGCAGGUGGCGCCUUCCCUGCCUCACAGACACCAAGCAAGCCUGCCUCCGCCGAUGGCCACCGCGGGCCCAAUGCCGCCUUUGUGCCCCCCGCGGCCGCCGAGCCCAAGCUCUUCGGAGGCUUCAACUCCUCGGACACUGUCACCUCCCCACAAAGGGCGGGGCCUCUGGCAGGUGGGGUGACUACCUUUGUGGCCCUCUAUGACUAUGAGUCACGGACAGAGACUGACCUGUCCUUCAAGAAAGGGGAGCGGCUGCAGAUUGUCAAUAACACGAGGAAGGUGGAUGUCAGAGAGGGAGACUGGUGGCUGGCACACUCGCUGAGCACCGGACAGACCGGUUACAUCCCCAGUAACUAUGUGGCGCCCUCCGACUCCAUCCAGGCUGAGGAGUGGUACUUUGGCAAGAUCACUAGACGGGAAUCAGAGCGGCUACUUCUCAACGCCGAGAACCCCAGAGGGACCUUCCUCGUGAGGGAGAGUGAGACCACAAAAGGUGCCUACUGCCUCUCUGUAUCCGACUUUGACAAUGCCAAGGGCCUAAAUGUGAAACACUACAAGAUCCGGAAACUGGACAGUGGCGGAUUCUACAUCACCUCCCGCACGCAAUUCAACAGCCUGCAGCAGCUUGUGGCUUACUACUCCAAACAUGCUGAUGGCCUGUGUCACCGUCUCACUACCGUGUGUCCCACAUCCAAGCCUCAGACCCAGGGCCUGGCCAAGGAUGCGUGGGAGAUCCCCCGGGAGUCCCUGCGGCUGGAGGUCAAGCUGGGCCAGGGUUGCUUCGGAGAGGUGUGGAUGGGGACCUGGAACGGCACCACGAGGGUUGCCAUCAAAACCCUGAAGCCAGGCACCAUGUCUCCAGAGGCCUUCCUGCAGGAGGCCCAAGUCAUGAAGAAACUGAGGCAUGAGAAGCUGGUGCAGCUGUAUGCCGUGGUGUCAGAAGAACCCAUUUACAUUGUGACAGAGUACAUGAACAAGGGGAGUCUGCUGGACUUUCUCAAGGGGGAAACGGGCAAAUACUUGCGGCUACCCCAGCUGGUGGACAUGUCUGCUCAGAUUGCUUCAGGCAUGGCCUAUGUGGAGCGGAUGAACUAUGUGCACCGGGACCUCCGAGCCGCCAAUAUCCUGGUUGGCGAGAACCUGGUGUGCAAAGUGGCCGACUUUGGGCUGGCCCGGCUCAUAGAGGACAACGAAUACACAGCUCGGCAAGGUGCCAAAUUCCCCAUCAAGUGGACCGCCCCUGAAGCGGCUCUGUAUGGCAGGUUCACCAUCAAGUCGGACGUGUGGUCCUUUGGAAUCCUGCUGACUGAGCUCACCACUAAGGGCAGAGUGCCCUAUCCUGGGAUGGUGAACCGAGAGGUGCUGGACCAGGUAGAGCGGGGCUACCGGAUGCCUUGUCCCCCCGAGUGCCCUGAGUCCCUGCAUGACCUCAUGUGCCAGUGCUGGCGGAAGGAGCCUGAGGAGCGGCCCACCUUCGAGUACCUGCAGGCCUUCCUGGAGGACUACUUUACGUCCACGGAGCCGCAGUACCAGCCCGGGGAGAACCUAUAGGAACUGUGUGCACAGAACUGUCACCUCUAGGCUUUUGGGUGUCGCCUCCCUUCAUCCUCUCUCUGGGGCUGAGUUCCUCUGCAAUGCCCCUUUUGGAGCAUGGAAGGGCUUCAGGGACGGGGCAGCCUGGAAGGACAGGUUGAGGCUGGUACAGCGACUGUCCCACGCCUGCCAUGGCCACAGGCUCUCUGUGCAUUCUCUCUGGAGUCGGCCUGCUUCAUACUGGGUGACGAGCCGAGCUGGGGGCGGUUUUCCAACCUCAACCCACUCUACCCACCUGGCUCCUCCCCACUUUCUAAACCCUGGGUCUGUUUCAAGCUGGCCAAAGAGCCUUUCCAAAGAGGAAUAAGGCCCAGCCCUUGGCCUAUAUGUACUAACUGCCCCUGGUCAUCCUUGUUGGAGGCUUCUGGGUGGAACAUUGGGUCUAGAACCCUCUCCCAUGGCUCUCAGGCUAGACAGCCCAAGACCCAACACCAGUUGGGAUAAGUGUCAGAGUGAGCACUCCCUCAGCCCUGUCCUCACCAAGGACCCUUGAGAUCACCAACACAUUACCCUCAUUUCUCUGUUGGAAAAACUGAAUCCAGGAGGGGCUGGGACCUGUCCAAGACCACGGGCAGUUUCGGGUUGAGGUGGGCUUGGCACCUGGUGCUCCCUCUGUCUUCCUCAGGAACUAACGAGAGCUGUCCUCCAAGGGAGUGGGCAGGCUGAGGCCCGAGAGUGGCUUCAAGUUGUCAGGGUUCUGCUCUCACUGAUGCUCAUGGGUCUAUCAUGGGGGAAGAGGCAAGCAGGAGGCUGAGCCCGGCGUGAGGGGUAGGAAAUGACGGUGUGGAAGAGGUGCGUCACAAUGCAGCUGGGCUUUGACCUUAAGAGCUGGCCGUGAAGUGGAGUGAGCGCUCAGGCUGCAGAGGCAGUCAGGUAGAAGAGGAAGAACUAAGAAGUGAGGAGCCCCGCUCCUCAAUUUGUCCUGAUCAUUUCAACACCCUGCGCAUGCUCUUCUGCCUAUGCUGGGAUUCCCUAACUCACAGGGAGGGAGGGGAGCUCCCCGGCUGGGGAAAGGAGGGAGACGAUCCUUACUGCUAUGCACCAACACUGACCCUGCCCUCUCUAAGCUAAACUCUCUGCCCCUGUGACUCUGGCUUCUGCCAUUGCUCAGCCCCUUUAUAGAUAGAUCCACAGCUGGGUGACCAAGGGGAGCACGGCCCUGGAACAGCAGACAGCUGACUGCUUGGUCCCUGGCUCUUCUGCCUAGCCUUAGGAUAUGUGGUAGCUUCUCUCUGCCUCAGUGUCCCUAUCUGUAAGGUGGGCAGUUGGUGAUUUGUGGCAUUUCAACCAAGGACCCCUGUGUGUGUGUGUCUGUGUGUGUCUGUGUGUGUGUGUACACAUGUGCCUGUGUCUUCCCUUGUGUCCAUAUUUAACGUGUAAAAACAUCCCUACUCUGUCCCCAGACAUGGCCAUUUCACAAUUACCCCAUCACAGCAAUAAUGUCCCCAGCGCCGGGGAUCCGAGCCAGCCAGGCCCUGCUUGCAGGGAAGGAUGCCAAGCAGGGCCUGCCCUGACAUUUCCACUUCACUCCCAUGGUCUCCUGCCCAAGUCUCCCCAUGCACCUGGCGAGUCUAAGCUUGCCACCCAAUUCUCCCUACCCAACUCCAACUGCCCAAGGACCUUUGUGUAAGGUGGCCUCAGCGGUCCGGUUUUCUCCUUUUCUUUCUUUUUAACAGUGUUUUGUAGAUUUCGGAUGACUAUGCAGAGGCCUUGGGGACCCCCAGCUCUCGGCAGGGCCUGGGGAUCCCACAUUCCAUGGCCCAGGUGUGGGGGAGGGUUACCCAGACUGGUUGUACAUACUCUGCAUACUGUCUGAUUAAACACGAACAGACCUCA
Messenger RNA from Rattus norvegicus (Norway rat), 4349 nucleotides. Lineage: Eukaryota; Metazoa; Chordata; Mammalia; Rodentia; Muridae. The record is from RefSeq and is a predicted model, not a curated record.